CUUCGCUUGGGUGAUCUAGCUACUCCAGGCGGGUUUUCCAGACUCGGAGCAUCUGGGCUCUACUCACUGGUGUAUGUUGCUAGUUAAAUUAAACUUCGUGAACAUCGGUGCACGCAGAGAUCACUCCUGAAACGAUUACGUGACUUAUAUAAAAUUACGCGUUGAACAUUUUUGGUAGAACUAGUAUUCUUCAUUCUCUUUUUCAAGGGUGUAUGGUUGCUUAACCAUCCUUUCCAGACCUACAGGACAAUCAGGGCCGCAGAAUGAAUAUGGCGCUGCAACCAGGGGAUGAGGAUGUAUAUGAAGAUGUAUACGAAGUCCAGCAGAAGCCUCGAGGAAUGCGUCCCAGCAUCGAUAGGGUUCCAUGUCCGAGAAGGUCCGGAGCAGCCUUGGUCCCCGCCGCUUCAUGCGACCCAGUAAAGAGCAUAGGGUGCAAGCGCCAGCUUACCCCGGAGCCUGAACCCAGAAACCAAACGGCUAAACGCGCACGAGCCGGUAACCGUGCUGCUCGCAAGCAUGAGCGGUUUUGGCUCGCAGACGGAAAUACCAUCAUCGAACUCGAUGGUAUACGCUUCAGGGUGCAUCAAUCAUGGCUCGCACGGCAUUCAGAACACCUGGCAAGCAUACUCCUCGAGACAGGACAUGAAGGCAAACCUGAAGAUAGAAUAAUUGAAUUUAAAAGAAGUGAAUUGCGACUCAUCCUCAAUCCAGUAGAUUUUGAGGCGCUGCUCUUGCUUUAUGAAAAUCCAGGGAAUUACCGCAAUGCCAUUGAGCCUCCCAUACUAAUGUCCCUCAUCCGUGCAACGACGUUGCUUGGUUUUGACUCUGACCGUGUAUGGCUCGUGAAGGAGUUGGAAGCGCUCUGGCCCUCUAACCUAGAAGAGCUGGUUGCUAACCCAGAACCGCACCUCAAUGCUCCGGAGGUAGCUGUCCUCGCACGGAUGUGCAACAUUGAUGGGUUGUUGAAGCCUGCAUUCUACGAUAUGGCAAGGAUGCCUGGGUUCGGUCUGGACAAGUUUGAGGAAUCAGAGCAAAUUGGCCGUGUGGAUAUGUUGCGUCUUAUACGGAUAAGAGAGUAUCUGAGUGACAUGUGGGUUCGGGCAGCUGCGCACGAGGAUCCUGCCUUCGUUUGCCAAAACCUCUGUGAUGCGCCAUCCAGUGAUGGUGAAGGAACCUCGACUCCUAACCAAGUUGACGAGAAGCCUGCACUCAACUCUAAUACCUCUGCUAGUGUGGCUAGCACAUGCCUCUUGGUCACCGCAAGACGCGAGGCGUGGGUCCGGCUGGUGUACGACUCAGGGAUUUUCACACUGUAUCGGUACGACUCAUUGCGCGGACUAGCAGCGUUAAUAAACAUCGAGUGGACGGACGACUGGUGCAAAGAUUGUCAGGAGAAACAGAAGGCGGAUUGGCAUGUAAUGCAGAUGAGCAUUUGGGAGAAGGUUGGCGAGUAUUUGAGGGAAGAUUGAUGGGUGGAUAUCGCAAUUCACUAGCAUAAGAAGCAUCCCCCGCCAUUAUGUCUCGCUAGAGUCGCGUUGGCACUGACUCUGUACGUCAGAGUAAAAAGAGGUUUUGGACGAAUGUUCAAUUUCACCACCGAUUCU
This is a messenger RNA of Suillus subaureus, 1604 nucleotides long. RefSeq lists its product as uncharacterized. NCBI's taxonomy places the organism in Eukaryota, Fungi, Basidiomycota, Agaricomycetes, Boletales, Suillaceae. The transcript is spliced from 4 exons. Bases 264 to 1469 code for a protein of 401 amino acids. The record is from RefSeq and is a predicted model, not a curated record.